AUGUGUAAUGUGCAGGCCUUAUCGUACUUUGAGCGCGUUUUUAUACAGCAGCAGCAGCAGCUGCUGCAGCUGCAGCUGCAGGGCGCGCUGGCGAUAGCGCAGGCGAUGCCUGGCGCAACCGCCGCUGCCGACGUCUCCUUCAAGCGCGGACCCUACCGGCGAAGGAUUGAGAUGGCCGCGGUGGGCAGCAGCGUCGGCAACGGAGAUCGACAGAAGGGGCUCUGUCCUUUCAAGGUGAGCGUUGCAGCAGAAGCGGCAGCUAUUCCUGUGCAAGGCGACACGUUAUCGGCCGUAAAGAUGACGACGGAGCAGCGGAAACGACAGCAACUGGGUGUCGCGACUGAUUUUUUGCAUGACGGCGGCAAGAUUCGCCAGAAGAUGGAUCGAGAUCGCCGUCGCGUGGAUGACGUGGCGCACAAGUACGGCUAG
Volvox carteri f. nagariensis is the source of this 429-nucleotide messenger RNA. RefSeq lists its product as uncharacterized. The transcript has 4 exons. NCBI's taxonomy places the organism in Eukaryota, Viridiplantae, Chlorophyta, Chlorophyceae, Chlamydomonadales, Volvocaceae. Bases 1 to 429 code for a protein of 142 amino acids. The record is from RefSeq and is a predicted model, not a curated record.